Helicoverpa armigera (cotton bollworm) is the source of this 1822-nucleotide messenger RNA. It is a transcript of the gene APP-BP1, whose product is annotated as beta-Amyloid precursor protein binding protein 1. Gene Ontology annotation, biological process: protein neddylation. The record is from RefSeq and is a predicted model, not a curated record. Lineage: Eukaryota; Metazoa; Arthropoda; Insecta; Lepidoptera; Noctuidae. The coding region runs from base 179 to 1786 and encodes 535 amino acids. Gene Ontology annotation, molecular function: NEDD8 activating enzyme activity. Gene Ontology annotation, cellular component: cytoplasm. The transcript has a single exon.
UGACGUAUGACAACUGUCAAAGUCAAGUUAAGUCGUUCCGUCUCAUGAAGCUUAGGAUCAGAAUUUGUACUUUUUGCAAUAAACACUAUAAGGGGAAGACAGUAGUUUCUGAAAAAGCUGCCUAUACCGCAGGUGCUCAUCUUAAACACAUUUGAAAGUUAUUCAUAACAUUACUAUUAUGGCUUCGCCGUCACCUAAAUCGCCGGAACAAAGUGAAAAGACGAAGCAGUACGACCGGCAACUUCGUUUAUGGGGAGACCACGGUCAAUCAGCUCUUGAACAUGCACAUAUCUGUUUAAUAAACGCCACAGCCUUGGGUACUGAAAUAUUAAAGUCUAUAGUAUUACCUGGCGUUGGUGCAAUCACUAUAGUUGAUGAUAAAAUAGUGAGCGAUGAAGAUAUCGGAAGUAACUUUUUCUUGGAGUGUUCUAGUAAAGGCUUGAACAGAGGAUCAGAGACGCUGCGACUAUUACUGGAACUAAAUCCAGCAGUUCAAGGUCAUGCGGUGCAGGAACCCCCAGACCAAAUCCUCAAGGAAAACCCAGAUUUCUUUAGGACCUUUAGUGUAGUUAUAGCUACUACACUUGGAGAAACAACUAUACAAAAUCUAGCUCAACAUUUAUGGGAUGUUAAUGUCCCCUUAAUUCUAUGCAGGUCAGUUGGGUUUUUAGGAUCUUUUAGAAUUCAAAUGAGGGAACAUGCUGUAAUUGAAACCCACCCAGAUAAUGAACAAACAGAUCUACGCUUAGAUGCACCAUUUCAAGCUUUGUCAGACUUCUUAGAUAGUUUUGAUAUUGAUACUGUUGAUUUGAAAGACCAUGGCCACAUACCAUGGAUUGUAAUUGUAUACAAAGCAGUCAAAAAAUGGCAAAUUGAUAAUCAGAAUCGCUGGCCAUUGAGCAGGAAGGAGAAAAACGAGAUCAAAGCUAUUAUUGAAAGUUUUAUAAGAAGAGAUGAAAAUGACAGCCCAAUUAAUGAAGAAAACUUUGAAGAAGCUCUUAGAGCAGUAAAUACAGCUCUAAUUCCUACAUACUUGCCUGCAAAGAGUCAAGAGCUUUUAUACUGUAGUGCAGCUACAAAUCUAACUAAAGAAAGUGCCCCAUUCUGGAUCAUGUGCUCAGCUUUGAGGGGAUUUGUAGAAGGUGAAGGAAAAGGUAAACUUCCUGUGAAAGGUGUCCUGCCAGACAUGACUGCAUCAACAGACCAUUACAUCAAGUUACAAAACUUGUACAGGACACAAUCUUCAAUGGAUGCAGAAAUUGUGUACAGGAAAGUGCAACAAAUUGUUGCCCAAUUACACUGUGAGAACAUCAGUGAGGCUGAUGUGAAAUUGUUCUGCAGGCAUGCACACGAUUUACAUCUAAUUAGUGGAUCAAGCAUUGUUUCCGAGUAUCAACUGUCCAGUUCUGUGGCUUCUUAUAUAGCCAGGUACCUAGAAGAACCUGAUGUUAUGAUGGUCCAUUACAUAUUGCUAAGAGCUGCAGAAAUGUUUGUAUCAGAACAUUGCAGAGCUCCAGGUGAUUGGGAACCGGAAGGUGAUAUUGCAAAGCUAAAGGCUUGUGUGACCAAGCUCCUCAGUGAUGUCUCAUGCACUCCAUUCCCAAAGGAUGAUCAUGUUCAUGAGAUGUGCCGGUAUGGGGGUGCUGAAAUACAUAGUGUAUCAGCCUUUUUGGGAGGCUGUGUGGCUCAUGAAGCCAUAAAAAUUGUUACCAAACAAUACAAACCAGUCAACAAUACAUUUAUAUAUGAUGCUGCUUCAACCAACACUGCUACAUUUACAUUUUGAAUAAAUACUCAAUAAAUAAUAAAUUAUUCGAAAAAU